AAUUUGAUAAUUUCCCCUUAUGUUCUUAAACACGGCAGUUCGUGCAUGCUACUAGCUUCACUUGUUUGAAGUUAGCCGAUGUUGACGGGUUUUUGUUUUUCUGCUUUUAAAACUGUUACAAUAUUCGUGCUUUUGGCACUAAAGUGUAGACGACGAGGGACAUUUGAACUCAGUCUCAUGUGCUUUAACAUUUAAGAGGUCAGAUGGCCUCCCCGACCCUCGGCCAGUCGGUUCCUCUGGUCCAGAACCUGGAACCCGGCAUGGGGAAGUCUGCUGCCAUGCUGGGGCUCUCUGUGGGGCUGGAGGGAGCGGAGAAGGAGCUGCACAAGAUGCUCAUCGACGAGAGGAUGAAGAGUGAAAUCCACAAGACCAACUACCAGACGCUGAAAGCCGAGCACACCAGCCUGCAGGAGGAAUUUGUCCGGGCGCAGACGGAGCUGAAGCGCCUGCUGAGCGACCGGCAGUCUCUGCAGGAGAAGAUGCAGCUGCUGCAGGCAGAGCUGAGGGGACAGCUGCUGGACAAAGCCAGGGAGCUGGACCAGCUCCGGCUGCAGGUGAUGACUCCCGAGAGGAUGGAGCUGCUCAGAGCUCAGGUGCAGCAGGAGAUGGAAGCUCCAGUGAGGGAGAGGUUCAACAAGCUGGAGGAGGAGGCGGAGAAGUACAGGUCCGAGUACAACAAGUUGCGGCACGAGUACACCUUCCUGAGGUGCCAGUCGGAGCAGCAGAGAGAGGAGCACAGCCGCGUGCUGGAGGAGACCCGGAUCUGCUUCCAGGCAGAGAUCGCCCGUCUGGAGAAGGACCGAGAGGACCUGGUGGCUCAGUAUCAGGACUCGGACCAGGCGCGGGACGGGCAGCGAGUGGAGGCUUUGCUGAGGGAGAAAUCCCAGCUCCACCUGCGCAUGAAAAGCCUGGAGGCGGAGGUGGCGGAGCUCCGAGCCCUGAAGGAGAACUCGGGCCAGCAGGCCGAGAGCGUGCAGCGGAUCCAGAUCAGGCAGCUGACGGAGUCUCAGGCGGCGGUCAAGUCACUGGAGGCGGAGCGGCAGUCACUGCGCCUGCAGCUAGAGCACACGGCGAGCGAGCUUCGUCUGAGCCUGGAGCAGAACGGCCAACUGACCGGGCGGCUGCACAAAGCCGAGCGAGAGGUCAGCUCCCUGUCCUGCCAGAUGGAGAGCCUGAAGCAUUCCCACAAGCUGGAGAUGGACCGGCUGCGCCUGGAGUGCACUCGCUCCAAAGCUGAGCUGGAGAGGGAGCGGGACGCCCUGCAGGGACAGACCGAUGGUCUGCAGACAGACGUGGAGGUGCUGAAAGCAGCCGUGAGCCGACACAAGGAGGUUCUACUGGAGAAAGAGAGGGACGCCGUCAGGAGGGUGCAAUCCGCUCGGGAGGAGGAGUGCCGCAGAACAGCCGCCCUGCACGAGGAGAAGCUGGAGCUGGAGAACCGGCUGUCGGCACUGGAACAGCAGAGGGCGCUGCAGGACGCCUCAGAGCAGGCGCUGAGGGAGGAGUGGGAGGAGCGAGUGCACGGCGCCCAGCAGGGGGAGGAGUUUGCACGCAGAGAGCUGCAGAACCUCAGGAUGAAGCUGCAGCAGCAGAACCUGCAGCUGGAGGAGCAGGAGAGACAAAAAGCUGAAAUUUCUGAUCUGCAGCAGCAGAACCAGGAGCUCCUGGCUAAAGUGGGCGUGCUGUCGGACGCUGAGAGUGAGCUGACGGAGGCGAGCCGCAGGCUGCGGGAAAGUCUGGAGCGAGUGAGGGGGGAGCUGCGGGCGGCGCGGGUCCAGGCUGAGAGGAGCCAACAAGACGCAGAGAGGGCGAUGGAGGACCGACGGGUGGAGUGGCUGGAGGAGAAGCACAAGCUGCAGGACAGGGAGGCUGAGCUGCAGCAGAAGUACUCCCAGCUCAAGGAGAAAGUGCAGAGAGCAGCUGUGGCUCAGAAGAAGAGAAAACACCAGACGGAGAACCGAGAGAAGAGGCUGAAGGACAAGAUUCAGCUGCUGGAGGCACAGGUGGAGGAGCUGGAGCUGGAGGCUGCAGCUGCUAAGAAACGUCCAGCCCUGUCGGAGGAGCACGCUCAGCUGCACAGACGUCUGAGGGAGCUGCAGCGCCGCCACAACGAGUUCCGCCGCCUCCUGCUGGGCAGUCAGGGUGUGUUCGGCCCGGCGCCGCUGACCUCCUCCGCCACCCCUGCCCCCCUCCUCCUGUCAGAGGGACUCCUGUCCAAUGAUCCAGUAAGUACGGACGCCGACUUCUCCGUGCUGCGCCGCAGGCUGGAGAACCUGGAGAGCGCCCAACAGCAGCAGCUGGAGGAGCUGGGAUCUCUAGUGCAGAAGGAGGCGGCUCCUCAGCCUGACCUCUGACCCACGUUCACCUCAGCUUCUUCAUCACAGCUCACAAAAGAGUUUUCUUUUUUUUUCAAGCAAAAAAUACUAUUUUUAUAACUCUGUGAAACGGGUAAAAAAGAAAAGACUCAGGGUUUCAUUUCUGUAUAAAGAUCUUUUUUUACAUGUUUAAUGUAUUGAUAUAAAAUGUGUAAAUUGUACAGAAACGGUUGGAUUCCCUGGUGUGUAAACUCUGACCGGACGUUUGCUCCACGCGUCCGUCAGUCAGUUCCAGGAGCAGCUCUUCAGUCCAUCGAAGGACUCUUUAACGUGAUGCAGCUGCUCCGUCAGCUCGGCGGGGGCGCCGCUCUGCUCCAGUUUGUCCUUGAUCUGUAGAAGAACCAAACAUUUCAGAUGCAGGUGAGAGGGACCCCCGCUUUAAAAAAA
Oryzias melastigma (Indian medaka) is the source of this 2762-nucleotide messenger RNA. RefSeq names its product centrosomal protein 83 (gene cep83). The transcript is spliced from 16 exons. The record is from RefSeq and is a predicted model, not a curated record. Gene Ontology annotation, cellular component: centrosome. Bases 204 to 2354 code for a protein of 716 amino acids. NCBI's taxonomy places the organism in Eukaryota, Metazoa, Chordata, Actinopteri, Beloniformes, Adrianichthyidae.